AUGUUGUACAAUAUGAAACGUACCUCCCUUCUUGCUCUUCUGUUUCGCAUUGAUCCCGCGAUCGCUGUUCCCCACCCUACCCAACCAGCUCCGAAUGGCCAACCUGACUAUGUGAUUAUUGGAGGUGGCCCGGCAGGAUUCGUUCUUGCGGAACAGCUCUCCAAGAAUCCCAAAGUCAAUGUUGUCCUUCUCGAAGCUGGUCCCGACACUGCUGGAGUUGAAAACAUAGACGACCCAGGUCUCGCACCACUUCUUUUGCAAACCCCAUACACUUGGAACUACACAUGCCAGCCAGAUCCGAAUCUGAAUGGCGUUGCGCCCUACCUCCAUCAGGGCCGCGGCUUUGGAGGUGGCUCUGCGGUCAAUUAUCUUGGUCACUGCCGUGGUUCACCUUCAGUUUUUGAUGAAUGGGCCAAAAUCAGUAAAGACGAUGGUCUGAAGUGGAAGAACUUUGAGAAUGACUACAAGUCUGUAGCCUAUUACAAGGAGACACCUCUGGACUAUGACCCGCACGUCAACAAGAGCGCCUACGGCAACGGACCAAUUGAAUUCACGUCUCCAUCAGAGAACCUCGGAUUCGUCCUGAGCCUCAUCGAAUCAUGGAAAAAUGUUCUCAAACUUCCCCAGGUUGAUCUUAACGAUGGAACUGGUGUUGGAAUUUCCACUGGUUUGACCGGCAUUCGCGCGUCAAACCACACUCGAGUCUUUGCCUCGCAAGCAUAUGGGUGGCCAAUGAAUGGACGACCCAAUGCAAGACAACUACACGAUGCUGAAGUGACCAAGAUUGGAUUUGAGGGGAAGCGCGCAGUAUCGGUCACAUACGUCAACCCUAUCACUAAUGCCACUACUACCCUCCGACCCAAAGAAAUUAUCGUAGCCGCCGGCGCCCUUGGCAGCCCAAAGCUAUUGAUGCUUUCCGGCGUCGGACCAGCUGAACAGCUCAAGUCUCACGGCAUUCCUGUCGUUGCGGAUAUUCCCCAGAUCGGCAAGAACCUCUUUGAUCACCACUUCGCAUGGAUGGAGUUCGAGGUUCCUCCCAGCGUUGAAACACUCUGGCAAUACACACUGAACGCAACCUUCAAAGACAAGGCCGCUGCGGACUUCAAUACAGAGGGCAAAGGCCCGCUUGGCGUACCCAACGGCGCUGCUUUCGCAGUAUCCCGAAUUCCUAAUGAGGCAUUUAGUGGUGUGAACUCUACCUUCCAUACCUCCCUCCCCGCCGACCGCGGACAUUUGCUCUUCCAGUACUCGAGCUCUACGCUGCGCAGCAACGGUCCGAACGUGAGCACCAUAUCGCCUUUCGUGGCUGUUAUCCAGCCCGAGGCUGCAGGAUACAUGGAGCUUGCGUCGAGCAAUUAUCGCGACCAGCCGCUUAUUCACCCCAACUACUACGGCUCAGAGAGUAAUUUUGCGAUGGCUACUAACGUCCUUGCAGGCGACAAAGCAGCAAUCCUCUACGGCUACAAGCAACUCCGCAAAGUCGUCACUGACCCCGCGCUUUCUCCCGUCUUGCUCAAGGAAGUCUAUCCUGGCGCUAAUGUCACGUCUGAUGAGGACCUUUGGAAAGCUAUUCAGAACGCUUCGCUGACUUUCCACCACCCUCUUGGUACCGUCGCCUUGGGUACUGUCGUUGAGGGCAAGACGUGGCGCAUCAAAGGCCUACAGGGUAUUCGCGUUAUUGAUAGCUCCACGUUUCCCAGUAUGCCGACGUGCCACACUAUGCAUACGGUGUAUGCCUACGCAUAUCAUGCUGCGCAGUUGAUCAAGAAACAGGACAAGUUCUGA
Messenger RNA from Parastagonospora nodorum SN15, 1785 nucleotides. RefSeq lists its product as hypothetical. Bases 1 to 1785 code for a protein of 594 amino acids. The transcript has 5 exons. Gene Ontology annotation, molecular function: flavin adenine dinucleotide binding; oxidoreductase activity, acting on CH-OH group of donors. Lineage: Eukaryota; Fungi; Ascomycota; Dothideomycetes; Pleosporales; Phaeosphaeriaceae. The record is from RefSeq and is a predicted model, not a curated record.